UAUUAUUAGUGAAGCCUUAGCUGUUUGUUGUAUCAUUAUUCAUCAUAAUCCAUGUUCUAUAUGUUAUUAUUAUUACUGCCACAUAGUUAUGGGCUUUUCAGAAAGCAUGGGCCGAUUUUCCAUAAUUGGACAUGGGCCCUCGUUAUGAGAUUAAAUGGGCCCCAUAUGCCAUAUGGGCCUUCUGGGCCCAAUCACUCCCCAGAUAGAUAGAUAAGAAUUUGAAAAUUAUUUAUUAUUUUGUAGUGAAUGUUUAAACUCAUUGGUCCUAUUGGCCACAUUUGUUGAUCUAACAUUGAUCAAAGGUAAGAAAAAUAAUUAAAAUGGUAAAAGGAGGAUAAGAUAUAUAAAAUAUAAAAAUGAAAAAAAAAAUAAGAAAGCAAAGAAAAAGAUAAAAGGGAGUGUAUAAUUAUCUAUAAUUGCAAUAAAAUUUAGAAAAAGAAAGAGCAAUUAUUGGAGGGAAAAAAGCAAAAAAAAAAAAAGAAAAAGAAAAGGAAAAAGUAAGGUUUAGUGAUGAUAAUCAGCUACAAUUCAGUAACCCAAAAAUUAAUCAUAUUAUUACUUAGCAAAAAGCAAAUUAAGCAAAGCACAAAUUCCAAAGGGUUGGGCAAUGAACGGUCAGGAUGUGUUGUCGACAGAAACCAACUGCCCUCGAUGAAAGCGACCCCAGCUUGUGUGUGACGUGGCAGUGGGACCCACCGAAAACUCUCUCAAAAGGCGGGAAGGGGAACUCUGUUCUGCUCUGCUCUGCUCUGCUCUGUUCUGUUCUGUUGUGUCGCUAAGGACUGCGAAUGGGGUCCUUCCCUUUGCACUCUCAACUUUCACUCUCUGUUUCAUACAAGCCUUUUUGUUUUUGAGCGUUUUUCUCUCUGUUUUCGCUGUUUUCCUUUAUUGGGUAUUCAUAAUUAAUCUCUCUCUCUCUUUGAACUUCUUUCUUCAAUCUUCUUCUUGUCGAUUUUAGGAAACUAUGAGUCAGGCGGGCUAGUUUGUUUGAUUGUCUGUAUUAAUGGAGUUUUGGAGUCCAUUUUUCCAUUUUGGUAUCUGAAACCUUCCAAUUUUCAUCGUAUUUUCUCUCCUUUUCGUUGUUUUUCUUUCUGGGUCUCUCGCUUUUUGUAGUUGGAACAAGCUAUAGAAAGUGCGAGUGUUGUUUAUUCAAUGGUGAGAGUAGCGGAUUCUCAUUUGACUGGUCUCUCAUUCCCAUAACGGAUCAAUUUCUCUAAUGUUCUGCUUCCUAUUUUUUAUUCUUUCGAGUCUUCCCACUGAAGAUUUUCCUCCUCUGUUUGAUGUUCCCUCGCAUUUUAACCAUCUCCUCCAAUGAAUCCAUGGCCACGUCUCCUUCAACUUGAGGAAUUUCCCCAAUAGCUUCGCCACCCAGUUUUGAGAUUCGAAUAUCUUUCUCAAAUGGGUCUGAGAAAUUUUAAUCGCAUAAAUAAGUAGGAAUUGAAUGAACCCUUGUUUGGAAUUGUUUUGGUUUUCAAAUGGGGAGGAAAAGAUAUAUCGUUAAGGUUAUGAUUCUAUUAUUGUUAAUGUUCUCUUUUCACCAUUUCUCCGACGCAAAAUGCCAGGAAAGAACAAGCAAUCACUUCGCUUCCUCAGGACCGCCAUUACCAACAACAUCAUCAACACCAACAAGCUCUCCACGGUUCAAAAAUGGCGUCCGAAGAAUCAUCUUCAGUGUUCUAUUAGGCGUAGUUACAGGUUUAAUGGGUUCCCUUCUUUUCGCUUGUUUAAUCCGCAGCUUUGUCCGAUACCUAAACAAAACCCCAAUUCUAAAAGGCCCUGUCAUAUUCUCUCCAAUAAUCGACCCCAAAACCCUCCAUCACGCCCUUAGAAACGAAAAUCAGCUUCUGGGGUCCAGUCCCCAUGGGAAGUACUACAGGACUGUUCUGGACAAUGGACUAACCAUCGCCGUGAAACGGCUCGAAGGGUCCGAGAACACGGCUGCGACCGCGGCGAGGAAGUCGGAGAAGAGGCAGACACAGCAGCAGCUUGAGAGGCUGGCUAGGCUUAGACAUAGGAAUCUGAUGAGCUUAAGGGCUUAUGUUGGGGAAGGGGAAGGAGUUUGGUUGGUUUAUGAUUAUGUGGGAACAGGAAGCCUUGAGGAUGUAAUGAAGAAAGUGAGGGAAAAUGAGUUGAGGUUGGGGUGGGAAAUCAGGCUUGGGAUUGCAGUUGGGGUUAUAAAGGGUCUUCAGUAUCUUCACUUUGAGUGUGAUCCUCAAAUUCUUCACUACAAUUUGAAGCCUUCAAAUGUUAUGUUGGAUGCUGAGUAUGAACCAAGGUUGGCUGAUUGUGGCUUGCACAAGUUAUUCUCUAACUUGCACGUGGCUGCUACUUCUGCCUAUACCUCCCCCGAGUGCUUUCAGGAUUGCAGUUUCAACAGGUAUAGCGAUAAGAGCGACAUCUUCAGCUUCGGGAUGAUUUUGGCUGUUCUACUAACAGGUAGAGAUCCCGCAGAUCCGUUCUUUGGAGAAGCUGCUAGUGGUGGAAGUUUAGGUCAAUGGCUACGACACUUACAGCUUGCCGGGGAGGCUCGAGAAGCGCUCGAUAAGAGUAUCAUAGGUGAAGAAGGGGAAGAAGAUGAAAUGCUAAUGGCUGUGAGGAUUGCUGUUGUGUGCUUAUCAGAGCAGCCAGUAGAUAGACCUUCAAGUGAUGAGUUGGUACACAUGCUAACCCAAUUGCACAGUUUCUGAAUACUCAGCCAAUUCAACCUCUCUACUUUACUUCCAUUAGGAUUUUUCAUUUUUUUGGAGGUUAAUUUGAUUUGAUAUGAUUUUUCUUUUUCUUUUUUUGGAAUCUGAAAAGAAGAAAGCUUAUUACUGUAAAGUGGUGUUUGACCUGUCUGUUGAUGAUGUAAAAGAAGCUUUUUUGUGCAAAGGAAAUUCCAUUUUGAGAGUA
Molecule: messenger RNA, 2892 nt
Organism: Benincasa hispida (wax gourd)
Lineage: Eukaryota; Viridiplantae; Streptophyta; Magnoliopsida; Cucurbitales; Cucurbitaceae
Product: inactive leucine-rich repeat receptor-like protein kinase CORYNE
Biological process (GO): protein phosphorylation
Molecular function (GO): ATP binding; protein kinase activity
Source: RefSeq, a predicted model, not a curated record